CAUACUCUCUACUCCGUGGUGUGCUUUCUUCUUCGAAGGGCAUAAACCUCCCUCCUCCCUUUCUGCAAUUCCUUUGCCUUAGAAAUGGGGAAGGUGAAGGGGAAACAUCGGUUGGAUAAGUUCUACCAUCUUGCGAAGGAGCAGGGUUACCGCUCUCGAGCGGCGUUCAAGCUCCUUCAGCUCGAAGCCAAGUUCAGCUUUCUAGGUUCGUCCCAUUCGGUUCUCGACCUCUGCGCCGCCCCUGGUGGUUGGAUGCAAGUCGCCGUGCAGCGUGUACCCGUUGGUAGUUUUGUCCUUGGUGUCGACCUCUUCCCCAUCAAACCAAUUCGUGGUGCAAUCUCUGUUGAGGAAGACAUCACUACGCAGAAGUGUCGCUCUACCAUUAAGAAGCUGAUGGGUGAGCACGGUUGCAGGGCGUUUGAUCUUGUGUUGCACGAUGGGUCUCCCAAUGUGGGAGGAGCUUGGUCACAAGAGGCAACCAGCCAAGCCGCCUUGGUCAUUGAUGCUGUGAGGCUGGCCACUGAGUUUCUGGCGCCCAAAGGGACCUUUGUCACCAAGGUUUUCAGAUCACAAGACUACAGUGCUGUGCUCUACUGUUUAAAACAGCUAUUUGACAAGGUUGAGGUCACUAAACCUGUUGCCAGCCGUUCAUCAUCUGCAGAAAUCUAUGUUGUGGGGAUAAGCUAUAAGGCUCCUGCAAAGAUUGAUCAGCGUCUUCUUAAUGUGGGGCAUCUAUUUCAGGGAGCUGUUGAACCCCCCAAGGUCGUGGAUGUUCUUAGAGGAACAAAGCAAAAGAGGCAUCGUGAUGGGUAUGAGGAUGGCAUUACAACUUUAAGGAAGGUCUGCUUGGCUUCAGAUUUUGUGUGGUCCGAGUCUCCACUUGAAAUUCUCGGUUCAGUUACUUCUAUAUCCUUUGAUGAUCCAGCCUGCUUGUCCAUAAAAGACCACAGUUUAACAACAGAAGAGAUUAAGUUACUUUGCGAUGAUCUGCAUGUUCUGGGAAAGCAGGACUUCAAACAGGUUUUGAAAUGGAGAAUGCACAUCAGAAAGGCUCUGUCCCCUAUGCAAAAGGCUACUGCUAUGGCCACAGAUGUUGAAGAUGACCAUAAGGAAGAUGAUGAUGAGAGGAUGCUCAAUGAAAUGGAGGAGUUGACAUAUGCUAUGGAGCGCAAGAAAAAAAGAGCUAAAAAACUUCUCUCUAAAAGACAAGCUAAGGAUAAAGCACGGAAAGCAAUGGGGAAGCAAAUAGAUGCACUAGAAGAUGGAUAUGUUGAUCAAGAUUUGUUUGCUCUUUCUUCUAUUAAGGGAAAGAAAGAUCUAGUAGUUGUGGAUACCACAGAAGCAGAUGAUGGGAAUGGUGGCUCUGGGGAUAGUGAAAAUGAAGAAACUCCUAAUGGUGGACGCCUAGAGAGUCCACCUACUGAUGUUGAUUCUGAUGAAGAACAGAGACGGUAUGAUGAACAACUAGAGGGGUUCCUUGAUGAGGCUUAUGAGCGAUAUUUGAUCAGAACGGGAGGAAGUACAAAGCAGCGGAAGCGAGCAAAGCGAAUACAUUCUAAAGAUGGAAAAGAAUCAUUGGAGGGUGGUGAAGAUGAUGAGUUAGUUAAUUUGGGUGAUGAGUCUGACAAAGAACAGAGUGAUAAUGAAGGGAACCCUCUUAUGGUACCUCUUGAUGAGGAUGAUAAGCAGACCCAGGAGCAGAUUAUGGAGAAGUGGUUCAGUCAGGAUAUAUUUGCUGAGGCUGUAGAAGAAGGGGCUUUAGAUAAGAAUGACAGUGAAGAUGAAAUGGAGGAGGAUUUGCAGGAAGAAAAGCUCCCAAUCCCUGGAAAGGUAAAAAAUUUAAAUCAUCUCUCUGCUGAAACAAAAGCCCCUAAACUCCGUGGUUCCAAGGUAGAAGAGGAUUUUGAGAUUGUACCUGCCCCAGCUACAGACUCCAGCGAUGACUCAUCCUCAUCCUCUGAUGAAUCAGAAGAGGAAGAUGAUGAUAAAAAAGCUGAGAUACUGGCUUAUGCAAAGAAAAUGCUGAGGAAGAAACAGAGGGAACAGAUGGUUGAUGAUGCUUAUAACAAGUACAUGUUUGAUGAUGAAGGUCUGCCAUCAUGGUUUUUGGAGGAGGAAAAGAAGCAUCGCCAGCCAAUUAAGCCAGUGACCAAACAGGAGAUUGCAGCAAUGAAGGCACAGUUUAAGGAGAUUGAUGCCCGUCCAGCCAAAAAGGUCGCUCAGGCCAAAGCACGUAAAAAGCGUGUUGCCAUGAGGACUCUUGAGAAGGUCCGCCGGAAGGCAAACACUAUUUCUGACCAGACAGACAUCAAUGAACGGUCAAAAAUGAAAAUGAUUGACCGACUAUACAAGAAAGCAGCGCCAAAGAAGCCUCAGAAGGAGUAUGUGGUUGCUAAGAAGGGUGUCCAAGUCAAGGCCCCUGGCAAAGGAAAGGUUCUAGUUGACCGGCGAAUGAAGAAAGAUUCAAGAACUAGUGGAACGAGUAAGCAAAAAAAGGGUGGUUCGAAGAAGGGCAAGAACACAAAGGGUAAAGUAUCUGGAAAAGCUUCAAUGAACAACAGAAAGAAAGGAAACAAAGGAAAGAAGGGUAGUAUGCGUGAUUGAGCUUGUGAAGUUGUGCGGGAAUGCAAGCUAUCAUCUCACCCUCAUGUGGGAGGGUUUCUUGAUUACUCUUUUCCUCUGCUAAGUAAUUUUGUGAUAAAUUCCUCUUGGUUGAUAAAUUAUUUUGAUGUGUCCU
Telopea speciosissima is the source of this 2737-nucleotide messenger RNA. RefSeq names its product adoMet-dependent rRNA methyltransferase spb1. Gene Ontology annotation, cellular component: preribosome, large subunit precursor; nucleolus; nucleus. The record is from RefSeq and is a predicted model, not a curated record. NCBI's taxonomy places the organism in Eukaryota, Viridiplantae, Streptophyta, Magnoliopsida, Proteales, Proteaceae. Gene Ontology annotation, molecular function: rRNA (uridine-2'-O-ribose)-methyltransferase activity; rRNA (guanine) methyltransferase activity. Gene Ontology annotation, biological process: maturation of LSU-rRNA from tricistronic rRNA transcript (SSU-rRNA, 5.8S rRNA, LSU-rRNA); rRNA methylation; maturation of 5.8S rRNA from tricistronic rRNA transcript (SSU-rRNA, 5.8S rRNA, LSU-rRNA). Bases 85 to 2604 code for a protein of 839 amino acids. The transcript is spliced from 11 exons.